AUGUGGUGGACAGUAGAAUUGUCUCGUUGUGCGCAUCAUUGUCUAAAUCGGGGCUCUUGUUGGGGCACGUCACACAGUCAACCAUCUUGUCGAUGUCAUGCGCCGUUCAAGGGAAGAUAUUGUGAGAUUGAAGAGGUUUACAAUGAAUGGUGGUUCUGGACAGUGAUCGGCCUUGUUGGUUUUCUUCUCAUCAUCCUUCCAAUCAUCAUGUUUCUUUUCCUUCGAUCACAGAAAAAGAAAGGAUUGAAAAGUGGUCCAGAUUUUCUU
Messenger RNA from Mesorhabditis belari, 267 nucleotides. Lineage: Eukaryota; Metazoa; Nematoda; Chromadorea; Rhabditida; Rhabditidae. The record is from the annotation of a GenBank genome assembly.